AUGGCCGAGACAGAGGCCGAGAAGUACGAGGUCCUGACCAAGAUUGGUCAAGGUUCAUUCGGCAUCAUCAGAAAGGUCCGCAGAAAGAAUGACGGCCUUAUCCUUUGUCGCAAAGAAAUAUGUUACACCCGCAUGUCACAAAAGGAGCGCGAGCAGCUCUCGGCAGAGCUCGAUAUUCUACGAGGCCUUCGCCAUCCCAACAUUGUCGCCUACUACGAGAAGGAGCACCUGAAGGCUUCGCACGACUUGCACCUUUACAUGGAGUACUGCGGAAACGGAGACUUGGGCAUGAUGAUCAAGGACCUCAAGGUCCGCAACGAAUACGCCGAUGAAGAGUUUGUCUGGACCAUCUUCGCACAACUGGUCAGCGCUCUGUAUCGUUGCCACUACGGCGAGGAUCCGCCAGAUGUCAACAGCAACGCUCUCGGGCUCACUAAGAAUGCGCUUCCCCUCAAGAGCAAGCAGGCACACAAAAUGAUUCUCCACCGUGAUCUGAAGCCUGAAAACGUCUUCCUCGGUGAAGGCAACGCAGUCAAACUUGGAGACUUUGGUCUCUCCAAGAUCAUUCUUUCUCACGACUUCGCCUCUACCUACGUCGGCACCCCCUUCUACAUGUCGCCCGAAAUCUGCGCCGCCGAACGCUACUCUCUAUACUCGGAUAUCUGGUCACUCGGCUGCAUAGUCUACGAGCUCUGCACCAGAGAGCCUCCAUUCAACGCUCGCACCCAUCUCGAGCUCAUUCAGAAGAUCAAGCUCGGAAAGGUCGCUCCUCUGCCACGCAUAUACUCCAAGGAACUCUCAGACGUCAUCUCUGCGUGUCUCCAGGUCAACCCAAACUCAAGACCUGACACAGCCAGUUUGCUUAACUUGCCCAGAGUCAAGCUCGUACGAAAGACACAGGAAGGCGUCAUGGUGCUGCAACAACACAUCACCGCAAAGGAAAACGCAAUCGCUGCUCUCAAGUUGGCACAAGAUAAAAUCGCACGCCUGGAAGCCGAGAAGCAGUCGAUGCACGAUCAAAUGGACAAGCAGCUCAGAAUGGAGUGGGAGGCUAAGGCUCAACUUGAGAUCAACCGCCAGAUGGACGCGGCUGGAGAAAGAUUGCGGGAGCACUACAGCAGGCUCUUUGAGCAACAAGUCGAAGAGGAGGUGGAAAGAAGAGUUGCUUCGCUGCCAUCAUCACGCACCAGCUCCACGAACUCAGCCUCAGACACCAUCGAGCCGCCCAGGCGUUCCUCAACACCCACACAAUCCUUGGAAGAAUCUUCUUCGCUCGUCACCAUAGGAGAGGCUGACGAGGAAGGCCCCAGUCUCAACGCUCUUUCUCUGGAAGACUCGCCACUUGUCCAGAGACACAAGCCCCUGAGAUCAUCUAACCGCACUCCCUUCACACGCGCAAAGACGUUUGCUGGCACAAACGAGGUCGCUCCCAGCCCCAUGGAUAUCCAGAUGGUUGACCCCAGCCCGAUGAGCAUUGCUUCCCUGAAUUUGUCACCGCGUAGGAACGCA
Messenger RNA from Aureobasidium namibiae CBS 147.97, 1509 nucleotides. Its product is annotated as kinase-like protein. NCBI's taxonomy places the organism in Eukaryota, Fungi, Ascomycota, Dothideomycetes, Dothideales, Saccotheciaceae. The annotation marks the transcript as partial. Gene Ontology annotation, molecular function: ATP binding; protein kinase activity. The transcript has 4 exons. The record is from RefSeq and is a predicted model, not a curated record. Gene Ontology annotation, biological process: protein phosphorylation.